GACGAGAAGGAGUUUGUAUUGAUGUGUUAAAUUUUCGAAGAAAAUAUAUACUUUUCAGGGAAGUAGCUAUCAAAUUAUAGUGGGGAAAGAAAGGAGAUGACGCGAACUGCACGUAUGUCAAAGAAGAAGCAUCUUGAAGCUACUUCUUGGGAGGAAAUGAGGUUGAAAGGCGAUCAUAAAGAUGAACAGGAAUCAAAAAACGACUUGGGCAAUGAUGAGAAAAUAUUGGAAUCGCAGUCGCACAAGAAAAAAUCGCGAAAACGAGAGAAAACAGACGUAAAUUUUAAUGAAGAAACUGGAAAGAAGAAAAAGAAAAUAGAAAGCUCUGAAGAAAAAACGGAAUUAGGCAGUAAUGAUACCACAGAAAUUCAUCAAGAGAAGAAGAAAAAGAAGAAAAAGACCAAAGGUGCCAUUCCCUCAGAAAAUGAUCCAAAACCUCAGUCCAAAGACAGUGAUGUCAUUUGUAGUAAAAACAACAGUAAAAACAAAAAAGAUAGAUCAAAUGGCAAAAAUCAGGAACUUAAAACUCAUGGAUCAUUUAAGUCACACAGAGAACAAAAACUUGAGAAACAGAGGGAGGCAAGGAGAAGGAGGAGGGCAAAAAGAAAAGGUUUCUUACAGGGUUUAACUUGCUUCCACUGCCGUCAGACUGGACAUACCACAGCUACUUGUCCACAAACUAAUAACCAAGGAGUUGGUGUUGGUGUGUGCUACAAGUGCGGGUCCUCCAGUCACACUACAAAGAAUUGCAAGGUUGACACUUCUCAAGCUGAAAAUCCAUAUCCUUUUGCAAAGUGUUUUAUUUGUGGAGAAACUGGUCACUUAUCACGGAGCUGUCCAGAUAACCCUAGAGGCCUGUAUCCAAAAGGUGGAGGCUGCAAUAUUUGUGGGUCAGUUGAACACCUCAAAAGAGAUUGCCCAGAUGCUGUUUUAAAAUCAAAGAAGACUGACAGUGGAGGCAAAAGUGGACCCAAUUAUAAAAAGAUAUCAAAGUUCACCAGUGCAGACGCCGAAGUUCAUUCUGAUGAUGACACAAGACCAAAGAAAAAGUUUAAAAAGAAAACAGAAAAAGUUGUCCAAUUUUAAUUUUGAUUUUGGUGUAAAUAAAAAUGGAAAUGUUUUUUAUUUCAAUGAA
Exaiptasia diaphana is the source of this 1135-nucleotide messenger RNA. Its product is annotated as zinc finger CCHC domain-containing protein 9. The record is from RefSeq and is a predicted model, not a curated record. The transcript is spliced from 6 exons. Gene Ontology annotation, molecular function: nucleic acid binding; zinc ion binding. NCBI's taxonomy places the organism in Eukaryota, Metazoa, Cnidaria, Anthozoa, Actiniaria, Aiptasiidae. Bases 97 to 1086 code for a protein of 329 amino acids.